Messenger RNA from Hyaloscypha bicolor E, 279 nucleotides. RefSeq lists its product as uncharacterized. NCBI's taxonomy places the organism in Eukaryota, Fungi, Ascomycota, Leotiomycetes, Helotiales, Hyaloscyphaceae. The record is from RefSeq and is a predicted model, not a curated record. The transcript has a single exon. The coding region runs from base 1 to 279 and encodes 92 amino acids.
AUGCGGGGGAAUAUCCGGAGAGGAUUUAUCCACCCAACUUGGGGCUCGGGACAUUGCAAAGUUCAAAGUGUUCAUUUCAGUGCCGCUUUCUCUGGCCAGCCUCCACCUCCACCAAACUCGGCCGGAUCUCAAAAUCCGCCCCUCUCCGUCAAAAUCCAUCCCGCCAUCCCAGAGGCCCGGGUUUUCCAUCCGUCCUCCACCAUCAAACAGAACAACGUCGCCCACACUCCCCCGCGGACUUUCAACCCGCCGCUCACCAAAAAUCUAGCGGAUUUUUAA